AUGGCGGAGCCUGUCGCGGGGUACGCUACGCCAGACUUGCGUGGCGGGGCAAGCGACAAAGAGGAGGUUUUGGCCUCGGCGUUGGGCGCGCCGAGCGAGACGCCCAUUCCUGCCCCGGAUCAUUUUGACGCCAUGGUCCAAUGUACAGGAACAGAUGCAUCCCCCCGCGUUUCUCGGCCUUUGUCGACGGACGAGCCAUGUGUACACGAUACACAGCACAAUGCGAUGCUUUGGGACACACGAGAUGUUCCUUUCAUAGCGCAUGCUGAACACACUACUCCCGUCUCUGCACCGCUUCUACCUCCCGCUCCAUGCCCGUCUUUGUGGGCGAUUCAGCCUGCUACGUUUGGCGCGAUGCGUUUUGCCACGCAGGACACAGACAAACCGCGCUCUGCGGCCAUGUCUUUAGGUACACCCAAUGCAAUUUCAGCUCUGGUUUCGCCGCUUGCCGCACCAUUGCAUCCACUUGCAUCGGUUGGCUGCCUUGGCGAGACAGACUCGCGGUCCAGCAGCAUCUAUGAAAGGGCUGAUGUGCUUGCACAGCAGUGCUGGGACAGCGACAUGCCGUGGGUCACGAAAGCGACGCUUGUACAAUGGCUUGGCGGCUUGGUACCGCUGCAAGCGCUGACUUUGGAAAAGUACAUGGACAAGUUUGACUUUAGCGGCAUGAGUCUGGAUCGUGCGCUGCGCGCGCUGUGCAAAAAAGUACACAUGCGUGCCGAGACACAGCAGCUGGACCGUGUCUUGGAAAGCUUUAGCAAGCGGUUCUACGCAUGCAAUCCGUCCACCGUCUUUGGAUCGGCCGACGGUGUGCACAGCGUGUCGUUUUCUGCCUUGCUCUUGAAUACGGACUUGCACCUUGCCGAGAUUGCAGAGCACAUGUCCAAGGAACAGUUUGUGGAGAAUACAAUGCAUACGCUGGCUCGGUGCCUUGAACAGCAGCGCGUGCACGAGGCUGCAACUGUGCUGCGCACCAUGUACCAUUCGAUCCGCGACGAUCCUCUGACAGCCGCCGCCGCUCCGACUCCGCCGCCAUCUGGAUUGCGCCGAGCCAUUUCCUUGGGCCGGUGCAGAAGCGUUGUGCAUUUAUAUCGCCGGAAUGCACGCAAGAGUGCAGUGGAUUUCACGGGGAAAGCAGCUCAAGCGGCGGCGCCAUCUUCGCCAGCCUCUGCCGACCAUUUACUGUCCGCACCGGGCUCUCCAAAUACGCCGCCUGUUAUCCAGAGCGAAGCGGACCUUGGCCAAGUGACAUUAUCUGCAUACAGCGCGUUGCCCGUGCAGAAUGGCAUCGUACAUUUAGUACACGCGCCCCAAAAACGCGGCAUGCUCUGGAAACGCAAACGGCCCGAGGUGUAUUGGGCGUCGCUACUGCACGGUGCAUUGGCCCUGUACACACCCCAUCGACGGAGUCCAAGCGAAGGGCCCCGCUUUGAAUAUAAUCUUGUACAUGCGUAUGCACAGUAUACCCAUAAUGCGCCAUGGGCGGCGCCGCAUGCGAUCGAGCUUUGCCUGCCUACAGGCACUAAGGUGUAUUUUGAAAUUCCCGGCGCUGGCGCCGCUAAGGAAUGGAUUAGCGCGAUAAAUCUCUAUGCAGCACAUGUGACAAAAAUUCCAUGGCACAACGGUACGACCAAUACAGACUAUGGCUGGAAAUACGCGGGAAUGAACAAACCCGCCGUGCAGCCAGAAACGUGCAAAGAGCCGACAAAACUGCACUCCACGUUACUGCUCCUGUUCCGGAAACAGCCCAAGCAGUCUACAUCGCCACUUGAUACUUGGGUUCCACCCACCUAUUCCGUGCUGCCCCGAGAGUCGGGCAAUGAGCGGCAGGAUGCACAGAUCCGUGAUCAUGUAGCGACGUUGCGCAAGCAGCUCGACCAGCACGGGCAGGUGCGCUUGCCUAUGGUCGAACUCUGGCGCUGCGAUGCAAAUUCACUUCAGCUUGCUAUACGGAAUUGGGAGAUGAAGCAGGAGCACCUCGCCGCGGAGCUCCACAAAUUCACACUGUACGACGAGGCGAGCCAAGCGAAGCCAUAA
Molecule: messenger RNA, 2037 nt
Organism: Malassezia vespertilionis
Lineage: Eukaryota; Fungi; Basidiomycota; Malasseziomycetes; Malasseziales; Malasseziaceae
Exons: 1
Coding region: 1-2037 (678 amino acids)
Biological process (GO): regulation of ARF protein signal transduction
Molecular function (GO): guanyl-nucleotide exchange factor activity
Source: RefSeq, a predicted model, not a curated record